AUAUAUACUGUGGAAAGAUGUCCACUCUCAUGGAAAACAUCACUAGCAUGAUCAACAUCUUCCAGCAAUACUCAAACAAUGAUAAAGAAACAGAAACACUGAGCAAAACAGAGCUGAAGGAACUUCUGGAAGUCGAGUUGCGGGCAGUCUUGAAGAACCCAGAUGAUGAAGAUAUUGCAGAUGUCUUCAUGGAAAUCCUAGAUGUAGACCACAAUGAGAAAAUAGACUUCACUGAGUAUUUACUAAUGGUGUUAAAGUUGGCUAAUGCAUAUUAUGAGGCAUCUAAGAAGAAAAGGACCCAAACUGGAUCAAAGAGAAGAAGCAAAACCCAUUAUAGAGGAGAUGGAGAAGAAGAGAAAAGACACACAUCCAGUCACGGAAGAACUGAUGGAAAAGAAAAGGAUGGAAGAUCGAGAAGCCCAACAGGAAAAGGGAAGAAAAGACAUGGAUCAAGCAGUAGCAAUCAGGAAACAGACACAAAUACACACAGAAGAGGACAAAAGAGUAAGAAACAUCACAAUUCAAAAAGAAAGCAACGGGGAGGAUCUACUUCAUCUGAAAGAAAGGAAAGUACACACAGGAGGCAAAGUGGAAAAAAAGACAGAAGAACCUUAGAAUAUGGAAUUGUGAACCAAGAAAAUGCAACACUCCAGGAAGAAUACAUAGAAAACUGCACUAUAUAUUACAAUAGAGAAGAUCAUAGCAAAGGAAAGGAAAGGGCAGAAAGAAGAACUACUACGCAGCCAUCUGGCCGCCAACAGUCCCCGGACAGCACCACACAGUCCGGCUCUCGUCCCAGGAGCGAGUCCUCCCAGCGACAUGCUGACUCUCCCCGGGGCAGCACAAGAACCGGCCCCAGAGGAAGACAGGAGUCCCCAGCCAGCCAGCAGUCCACCGAUGGCCCCAGGCACGCCACAUCCAGGAGGGGCAGACACCAGGAGGAGAGCGCCAGCCAGGCCAGUGACAGCGAGGGCCACUCAGAAGUCGAAGCCGGGCACAGGCAGACCUCAUCCACCCACGGGAGGACCACACGGUCCAGCUCAGGGGUCCAGAGGGCAUCCAGCGGUCACGGCCAGGAAGGUGACAGCGCCAGGCACGCGGGGGCCCGUCAGGGCCAGGCAUCCGGCCAGGGGCGAGGACGGUCCGAGUCAGGAUCCCGCACCAGGGAAACACAGGGGACGGUCGGUCGUGGACAGUCUGCUGACCACUCCGGGCACUCCGGGGCUGGCCGCAGGCAAGGCCAAGCCACGUCCACUGACCGGAGGCGUCGGGCGUCCAGCGAGAGUCAGGCCAGCGACAGCGAAGGCCACUCUGAAGUCUCAGAGGGCCAUGCAGUGGGAGCCCACGGUCGCUCCGGGGCCAGCCAGGGGCGCGAGCAGCAGACAUCCUCUCGAGGCCAGCACGGCUCUGGACCCUACCACAUGUACUACUACGAACACGAACACGAACACGAACACGAACACGAACACGCCCAGUCUGGCCACAGAGAGCAGCAGAGGGCCAGUGGCAGGGCUGCUCAGGGGACCCGGCAAGAACAAGGAAGGGACAGCGCCAGGCUCGGGGGGCUCUCACGAGGGACGCAGCUCCUCUGGACACCAGGCCGGGUCCUCCCGAGCUAG
Phodopus roborovskii (desert hamster) is the source of this 1619-nucleotide messenger RNA. Its product is annotated as filaggrin-like. The record is from RefSeq and is a predicted model, not a curated record. Lineage: Eukaryota; Metazoa; Chordata; Mammalia; Rodentia; Cricetidae. Gene Ontology annotation, cellular component: cornified envelope; keratohyalin granule. Gene Ontology annotation, molecular function: structural molecule activity; transition metal ion binding; calcium ion binding. Gene Ontology annotation, biological process: establishment of skin barrier.